AUGGCUGCCAUCCGGGGCCUUUGGCUCCUCGGUUUGCUCCUCUUGGCCUCCAGCCCAAGAAGCGAGGACUCCCCUCUGGAGCAACCUUGCGGUCAGCACCUGCGCCAACGUGAUGGAGUCCUGGAGCUGGGGAGCAACUGGUUGGCCACCGCAGCCACGCUCAGCAGCAUCUGGGCCAUGUUCCUCUUGGCCAUGUACGCCCUGCACUGCGUGUGUGCCAAGAAGAUGCUCUGCGGCUGCAAUGCGGAAGAGGAACGUCACACGCAGAGAGACAUCAGCGGUGGCCAGGGUCUCCCAACUCCAUCUUUGGAGGUGAAAAAGGGGAGCCAAGAAACCGAAGAGCGUGGAGUGGCCGCGGGCCCAUCAUCCUCCCAGGCACGCCCCUGCGCUGUGCCCCAAAGUGGCCGUCACCUGCCCAGCAACACCAAAGACCGGCGGGCCUAUGCACAGAAACUGGCCUCCAUGUCGCAAGCACUGGAAAGUUUAAUGUGCGAUGUCCGGACCCAGCAGCGUUCCUUGGGGGACAUCAGCCUAGCAGAGCCAGCAGGACAGAAAAAACUAAACAUUACCGUCUAUGAAAUUGCCGACCAGGGGAUGGCGGCCGGGUUAGAACGACAGCAAGGCCCAAGGAGUGAAGGCCACAAGGGGACGGCUGAGGUCCAGGGACUGCGACGAAGUUCAAGAAUUCGGGGGAACCAAGUCGGCAACUAGGUGGCGGGUGGCCAAGGAACACACUGAAG
Messenger RNA from Sceloporus undulatus (fence lizard), 740 nucleotides. RefSeq lists its product as uncharacterized. The transcript has 2 exons. Bases 1 to 711 code for a protein of 236 amino acids. The record is from RefSeq and is a predicted model, not a curated record. Lineage: Eukaryota; Metazoa; Chordata; Lepidosauria; Squamata; Phrynosomatidae.